Messenger RNA from Echinostoma caproni, 2097 nucleotides. Lineage: Eukaryota; Metazoa; Platyhelminthes; Trematoda; Plagiorchiida; Echinostomatidae. The record is from the annotation of a GenBank genome assembly.
AUGUCUGAUUGUCAACGAUUCUGUUUCUUGGUUUGCCCUUUCGCCUCGGCGUUCUGCGAUACAGAUGACGGAAUCUUGCGAUUCUAUUUGCGUGGACGUGCGAUCAAUGUGUAUUUACCCUCGGCUGUUAUGUCACACUACGAUCUGAACACUCCGAUACCGCCACCGGAAGCUACAUUGAAACUAGAAUGGACCUACGGUUACCGCGGUCGAGAUUGUCGUAACAAUCUUUACUAUUUACCGACGGGAGAAAUCAUCUACUUUGUCGCAGCCACCGUGGUUCUGUACAAUAUCGAGGAACAAUGUCAGCGACACUAUUUGGAACACACAGACGAUGUCAAAUGCAUUGCUAUUCAUCCGGACCGGAUCACAGUUGCUACGGGUCAAGUGGCUGGACAUCACAAGGAUCAAGGCAAACCUCAUGUGCGUAUCUGGAGCUCCGUGGAUUUGCGCACCCUCCGCGUACUUGGUUUGGGUGAUUUCGACCGUGGUGUGUGUUGUGUCUCGUUUUCGAAGACAGAUGGUGGUGCGCGUCUUUGCGUCGUCGAUGAUGCCCAAGAUCAUGUACUCUCUGUGUGGGAAUGGCAAAAAGCUCGCAAAAUCACGGAUACUAAAUGUUCCGGGGAUCCGGUUGUCGCGGCCGAUUUUCACCCCUUGGACGAGUCUACGAUUGUACUGUGCGGAAAAAAUAUGCUCGCAUUUUGGACACUUGAGGGCUCCACGCUGAAUCGGAAAAUGGCCCUGUUUGAGACGGGCAAAGUUACGUGUGAGAAACCGAAAUUCGUUCUGUGCAUGGCUUUCGCUGAGAAUGGAGAUCUGAUCACAGGGGAUUCGUCCGGGAACAUUUUAGUCUGGAGACGUGGCACGAAUACAAUCAGCCAAAUCUGUCAAUCUGUCCACGAGGGUGGCAUUUUCUCCCUGUGUGUCACACAAGACGGUCAUCUGAUAUCUGGUGGGGGCAAAGACAAGCGUAUUGUGUUCUUCGAUGCCGCGUUGAAUCCGACCGGAGAGGUGAAAGAGUUACCCGAAUUGCACGGAUCUGUCCGAACCAUUACUCAGGGCCCGGGCGAAAUGCUGCUCAUAGGCACGACAAAGAAUACAAUUCUACAGACCGGUCCCAAUGUUGAGUUCAGUGCCCUGAUGUUUGGUCACUCGGACGAAUUCUGGGCCCUGGCUCGUCAUCCUCACUCGCAUCAGUUUCUCACUGCUGGACAAGAUCGUCUUGUUAUUCUGUGGGAUGCCUUGUCCAAACAAACUGUUUGGGCCAAAGAGUUGAACGAUUCCAUUCAUUGUGCUGCUUUCUACCCGAACCGCACGGACGGAAUGGUGUUCGGUUAUGGGUCCAACAUGCCCAAUGGGGAUUUGAACUUGGCCAGUCCGAGUGCGCCCGGCGUUUCCGGGGUCAGUCCAUCCGGUCUGGGGAGUGGAGAGCCGGUGAUUGCAUUGGGCACUACCUCGGGUCGAUGGCUUGUGAUUGAUGCUUUGCGUCAUGAAAUCAUUGCCGCGCAUUCGGACGGAAUCGGGGAACAAAUAGAGUGCAUCGCUUAUUCUCCCGACGGUUAUUACCUGGCCCUUGGAUCCCGGGAUAAUGGGAUCUAUGUGUAUCAUGUGCUGGAACAAGGUCGCAAAUACAACCGUGUUGGUCGAUGCUCCGGCCAUUCGAGUUUCGUGCUUCAUAUCGAUUGGUCCACGGACGGGCGCUAUUUACGCUCGGUGUCUGGUGACUACGAGCUCUUGUUCUGGACGGCGCACGAUUGUCGUCAGGUUGUCUCCCCAAGCACUCUACGGGAUUUGGAUUGGGCCAGUCAGACUUGCACUCUGGGCUAUAUGGUCAGUGGAAUAUGGCCCGAGAAUGCAGACGGUACGGAUGUAAAUGCUUGUGCCAGUGAUCCAACAUUCGACCUUCUGGCUACAGCGGAUGAUCAUGGCAAAGUCAAAUUGUUCCGUUGUCCAGCAGACAAACCCAAGACCGAAUUUCACACCUACUCGGGUCAUUCAAGUCACGUGACCAAUGUGGCUUUUCUGUUCGAUGGCUCUCGCCUCAUGUCCGCAGGCGGAAAAGAUACGGCUGUGUUGCAAUGGGAAGUAUGCACCUAA